Molecule: messenger RNA, 1971 nt
Organism: Paramormyrops kingsleyae
Lineage: Eukaryota; Metazoa; Chordata; Actinopteri; Osteoglossiformes; Mormyridae
Product: heparan-sulfate 6-O-sulfotransferase 3-B-like
Cellular component (GO): membrane
Molecular function (GO): heparan sulfate 6-sulfotransferase activity
Source: RefSeq, a predicted model, not a curated record
AUGGAUAACAAAAUCAAUAAAGUGUUCCUGAUCCCAAUUUUAGCUGUUCUUCUUUUUAUGAUCGGCUAUCAGUAUAUUUGCCUAGCCGGUAGUAACUUGUGCCAAUUCAGGGUUGGGGAAAAAUUUGCAAAAAGCCGCCUUAAGUCGACCCAGUAUUCGCCGAGUGACGGCUUCUACAGGGACCAGGACCUGGAGGAUGAAUACCCUCCUAAAUUUCUGCCAAAAUUUAAUUUCUCCGAUAGGGACCUUCUGCGGCACGUGGAAUUUAACAUCAAGGGGGACGACGUGAUCGUGUUUUUGCAUAUUCAAAAGACGGGCGGGACCACAUUUGGAAGGCACCUGGUUAGGAAUAUUCGCCUGGAAAAGCCAUGCGAUUGCAAGCCUGGGCAGAAGAGGUGUACCUGCCGUCGGCCGGGUAAAAAGGAGUCCUGGCUCUUCUAUAGGUUUUCAACCGGCUGGAGCUGCGGGCUGCAUGCGGACUGGACCGAGCUAACCAACUGCGUUCCUGCCAUUAUGGAAAAGAAAGAAGCCCAAAAGAAUAGAAGGAACUUCUACUACAUCACACUACUGCGUGACCCUGUGUCACGUUACCUGAGUGAAUGGAAGCACGUGCAACGUGGUGCCACCUGGAAGACAUCACUUCACAUGUGCGACGGGCGCUCACCCACGCAGGAUGAGCUGCCCACCUGCUACCAGGGAGAUGAUUGGUCGGAUGUAGCUCUAUCUGAGUUCAUGGACUGCCCCUCAAAUCUGGCCAACAACCGACAGGUGCGGAUGCUUGCCGACCUCAGUCUAGUGGGCUGCUACAACCUGUCCUCCAUGAACGAGAGUGAGCGGAGCCGGACCCUGCUGAGCAGCGCCAAGACCAACCUGAAGAACAUGGCCUUCUAUGGGCUCACCGAGUUCCAGCGCAAGACGCAAUACCUGUUCGAGCGAACGUUCCACCUGCGCUUCAUCUCGGCCUUCACGCAGAUCAACAGCACACGAGCGGCCUCCGUCAAUGUGGCCAAGGACAUACAUCGCCGCAUUGAAGCCCUCAACAGCCUCGACAUGCAGCUGUACGACUUCGCCAAGGACCUCUUCCUGCAGCGUGUCCAGUUUUCCCAGCAGCAGGAGCGCCAUGAGGAGCGCCUCCGGAGGCAUCAGGAACGGUGCCGGCCAAGGGAGCAUCGGGCCAUCCUCUCACGGCACCGCUGGGAGGAAGAGGAGGCCGCCACCCCCCUGGAUUAUGGCAGCCAGGUGGUGCGCUGGUAAGAGGCACAUGUCCCUACAUGGCGAGCAGAUUACUCCCUCUCCAGUGUAGGUCACGACCCCCCUGCCUUCCCCUCCCCGUAUCUCAUGUCCUCUUGCCCUCUAAUCCAUUUAAGUUCCACUUGUCCUCUGCCACAUUCGCCGCCUGCUGCUGAUCCUGGCAAAAGUUCAAAGCAAAUAUUUCUGAAUUGAUUUUUUUUAAAAACUGAUUUGACUUAUACAAUGGCACUGUUGAAUUCUCAAAUCUGAUUGGUCAGAAGGGUGUUCGAUUAAUUUUCUAUACCUGCAUAGCGCCAGCCACGCAAAUCAUAGUAGUCAAUCAAUGUGUGGUUAUAAUCUUUAAUUCCAGAAGUUGAACACAACCUUAUUACCUGAAAUCAAAGUUUUGAUGGUGUUGUACUUAGUUUUAAUAAGGACACAACUGUGUUACAGCUGAUCAAUAAGGACCAACCAUCAUCAUUUACUGUAACCAGGUAGGGUUAUUUGCAGUGAAAAGCAGUGCAUGAUUUUCCACUGGAAAGAAAGGCAGGUCAAAAAGGAUCGCAUGCAUGGAGCUGGAACAGUGCAGCUUUCCGCCCCCAUCUUUCAAUGUUGAAAAACGUGCAAGGUUUGCUUUUUCCAGACUGUGCUUUAACUUCUUUUUAUAAGUAUAAAUCUGCAUUCUGAUGUCUCUUUAAUGUAAAAUGAAAAAGUCAUGUUUUUUUCUCAUUACCAAUUUUA